AUGACCGCCGACACUAAGAUGCAGGACACGCUCAAGGAAGUGCCUGGCUCCGACAAGGAAGAGCCCAUCAGCGAGGGCGCAUACUCGACCAUCGCGGCUGACUACGUCGGAGACUGGACUCCCGAAGAAGAGGCCGCGGUGCGCAGGAAGUUUGACUUCACCAUCACCCCACUCAUCACAUUGCUGUACUUGUGUUGUGCCAUUGACCGCAAUGCUCGUAUCGAGGGUAUGGGCGAAGAGCUGCAUCUUGUCGGAUACCAAUACAACAUCGUCCUCAGUAUAUUCUUCUGCUUCUACCUCGCUGUCGAGGUUCCUAGCAAUGUUGUUUUGAAACACGUUGGUCCUAAGUGGUACCUCCCGUUCCUCGUCUUCUCUUUCGGCCUGGUCUCCCUCUGCACCGCUUUCGUCCAAUCGUACGCCGGUCUCGCCGUCACCCGAACCUUCCUGGGAAUUUUCGAAGGAGGAGCCAUGCCAGCUGUAGCAUGGAUCCUCAGUUCCAUGUACAAAAGGAACGAACUGUUCUUCCGCAUGAGUUUCUUCAUCUCUUCCAGCUCCCUGGCCAGUUCCUUUGGGGGCUUGCUCGCCGCCGGCCUGUCCCAUGUUCCGAAAUGGGGCACCAACGCGGUACCGAUCGAAAGAUGGCGCAACAUUUUCUUUUUCGAGGGUCUGAUCACAAUGCUCAUUGCAAUGGCCGCCCCGUUCUUUAUGGCUCAGAGUCCUGGCACCUACCGCUUCCUGACUCCCCGACAGCGCUACAUAGCUGCUGAACGGCUACGUCGGGACCUCGACAUGAGCCCUAAGGAGCGCAUCACUUGGCGGCAUGUCAGGCUCGCCAUUUUCAACGUCCACACCAAUGUGUGCGCCCUCUGCUUCUUCUGCACCAACUCGGCCGUGCAAGGAAUGGGGGCUUUCAUCCCCACCAUCCUCAAGGAGUUUGGAUGGACCUCGACCGAAGCUCAGCUGAAAUCAGUGCCCCCAUAUUUGGUCGCCUGUGUGCUCACCAUCGUCCUCGGCUACUGCAGCGACCGAGCCAAGCAGAGAGGUGUUUUCAUCGCCGGCAUUCUCCCCACCAGCAUCACAGGGUUUGCCAUCCUCCGAUUCUCGUCCAACCCCGAUGCCAAAUAUGCAGCCGUCUUCCUGAAUGCAAUCGGCUGUUUUGCCGGCAGUGCGGGAAUGUUAAGUUGGGGAAUCAACAAUGCCGGCAGUCCGGCGACGGCCGCCGUGGCUAGUGGAUACAUGGUGAGCAUUGGAAGUGUAGGAGGUGUUUUGUCCACCUGGACUUACCUCCCCGACGACUCGCCGCUGUUUCACAGAGGUCACUCUAUCAACCUCGGACUGCAAUUGUUCUGUUUCGUAUGCGCUCUGGUAGGCAUUGCUCACUGCCUGUAUGAGAACAAGGUCAGAUCCAUGGGCAAGAGAGAUGACCGGCUUGAUGGCGUCGAGAACAAGUUGUCUUUGUGUCAUAGAAACCCAGAGUUCCGCUACAUGUUGUAG
Capronia epimyces CBS 606.96 is the source of this 1494-nucleotide messenger RNA. RefSeq lists its product as uncharacterized. Gene Ontology annotation, biological process: transmembrane transport. Gene Ontology annotation, cellular component: membrane. The coding region runs from base 1 to 1494 and encodes 497 amino acids. The transcript is spliced from 10 exons. Gene Ontology annotation, molecular function: transmembrane transporter activity. The record is from RefSeq and is a predicted model, not a curated record. NCBI's taxonomy places the organism in Eukaryota, Fungi, Ascomycota, Eurotiomycetes, Chaetothyriales, Herpotrichiellaceae.